Hemiscyllium ocellatum (epaulette shark) is the source of this 888-nucleotide messenger RNA. RefSeq names its product galanin receptor 2b. Gene Ontology annotation, molecular function: G protein-coupled receptor activity. Lineage: Eukaryota; Metazoa; Chordata; Chondrichthyes; Orectolobiformes; Hemiscylliidae. The record is from RefSeq and is a predicted model, not a curated record. The transcript has 2 exons. Gene Ontology annotation, cellular component: membrane. The coding region runs from base 1 to 888 and encodes 295 amino acids. Gene Ontology annotation, biological process: G protein-coupled receptor signaling pathway.
AUGACUUUUACAUAUGGCAUCAUCUUCGCCAGUAUUUGCUCUGGCAUUGUGUUGGUUGGGGUUUUCGCCCACACAUUGGUGUUCUACAUCUUCACCAAAUAUGUCUCGUUCCGGAAGAACCGCUUGGACAUCCUGCUGGUGAGCAUGGCCGUGGCAGAUUUCAUUGCUGUUUUGCUCGACCCCUUCCUGAUCGUGGCUGCCCUGCACUAUACCUGGCCCUUUGGAAGGUUCUUCUGCAAAAUCCUUCAGUUCCUCCUGGCGUUCUCGGUGGCUGCCAGCGCUUACUCCCUUUGCGCUGUCUCCAUCACCCGUGCCUGGGUCAUCAUGAAACCUCACAGACCCCCUGCAAUGACCCUCAGCCUGGUCCUGUUGGUCUUUGUUUGGGUCUUCAGCCUCGCUGUCGCCAUCCCGCUGCGGAUCAACGCCACAACAGGGACAGGAACUCACAAUACCACCUUCUGUGUCUCGGGUUUAUACCAGCACAAAUACAAGACCAUUCUGGCUCAGUUCGUUCUGUUUUACUUGGUACCCAUGCUGGUGAUCGCCUAUAACUACAUUCGUCUUGCAAUCUUCCUUCUGAAGAGUCCCAUGAUGUCCCUGGUUAGUUCCAGAAACACAAGGAGGGCGUCGAUCAUGAUUCUGUUUGCCACGGGCUCCUUCUCUGCGUGUUGGCUACCCAGCUACGCCUUAGAGCUCUGCCUGUAUUUAGGUGCAUGCCAUGGCGGACAGAACUGGGAAAUGCUCUUUUUUGGUUGCACAAUCCUUAAUUAUUUCUAUCCGUGUGUCAAUUCAGUUAUUUACGUUUUGGUAGCAAAGAGAUACCGUACAUGUAUUAUGGAAAUGAUUUUUAUGGGGACAUGUGAAAAAUUAACAAAUGCUCCCAAGUGA